This is a messenger RNA of Myripristis murdjan (pinecone soldierfish), 2105 nucleotides long. RefSeq names its product sperm associated antigen 6 (gene spag6). The transcript is spliced from 11 exons. The coding region runs from base 244 to 1767 and encodes 507 amino acids. NCBI's taxonomy places the organism in Eukaryota, Metazoa, Chordata, Actinopteri, Holocentriformes, Holocentridae. The record is from RefSeq and is a predicted model, not a curated record. Gene Ontology annotation, cellular component: axoneme; sperm principal piece; microtubule cytoskeleton. Gene Ontology annotation, biological process: filopodium assembly; epithelial cilium movement involved in extracellular fluid movement; neuron projection extension. Gene Ontology annotation, molecular function: microtubule binding.
ACCGCAGCGGUCCAGAGUCUACUGAGUGAUUCGUCUUUUCAGUAGACGAUCUUCGGCGCAGGCAGAGACAGGCGAGCAGCAGCCAUUCCGCUUCCUGUUUGUUGCCAGGGCAACAUUAACAACAACAUUAACUGAUCCAAACCUGCAAGCAGGAGAGCAGCAUCGCCUAAAUGUGUUUUCUGGGCUAGAUCAACUGCACUCAACCUCUGAAACAUAUUUAUUUAUCAAGAUCAGCCUGGAAUAAUGAGUCAACGACAAAUUUUACAAGUUUUGGAGCAGUAUCAGAAAUCAAGGCAGCAGUUUGCAAACACUGUUUCUGAACUUGCAGCCAGACCUCAAAAUAUAGAAAUCCUCCAAAGUGCAGGUGUGAUGUCCCUGCUGCGGCCCCUGUUACUUGACGUGGUUCCCAGCAUCCAGCAGACGGCAGCAUUGGCUCUGGGCCGCCUGGCCGACCACAGCGAUGACCUGGCCGAGGCGGUGGUGAAGGGGGACAUACUGCCCCAGCUGGUCUACUCUCUGGCCUCGCAGAACAGGUUCUAUAAGAAGGCUGCAGCAUUUGUACUGCGAGCAGUGGCCAAACACUCCCCAGAGCUUGCCCAGACUGUGGUGGACUGCGGGGGUGUGGAUGCCCUGGUUCUCUCCCUGGAGGAGUUUGACCCUGGGGUGAAGGAGGCGGCCGCCUGGGGUCUGGGCCACAUCGCACGACACAACGCACAGUUAGCCCAGGUGGUUGUGGAUGCGGGUGCUGUGCCCCUGCUGGUGAUGUGUAUCCAGGAGCCCGAGUUGGCCCUCAAACGCAUCGCUGUCUCCGUCCUCAGUGACAUCUCCAAACACACACCGGAGCUGGCCCAGAGCGUGGUGGACACUGGUGCCAUCGCCCACCUGGCACAGAUGAUCCUCAACCCAGAUGCCAAGCUCAAGAGGCAGGUGUUCUCCGCUCUGAGUCAGAUCAGUAAACACUCCACCAGCCUGGCAGAGAUGGUGUUUGAGGCCAAGAUCUUCCCUGCCGCACUGACCUCCCUCCGAGACCCCGAUGAGUACGUCAGGAAGAACGUCACCACCCUGCUGAGGGAGGUGGUCAAACACACCCCCGAGCUGUCCCAGGUGAUUGUGAAUUCUGGCGGACUGACAGCAGUGGUUGACUAUCUGGGUGAUUGCCAUGGAAGCCUGCGGUUGCCAGGGAUCAUGAUGCUCGGAUACGUGGCCGUUCACAAUGAGAGCCUUGCCAUGGCUGUCAUUAUCACCAAGGGGUUGCCCCAGCUGGCGGUAUGUCUGUCUGAGGAGACCGAGGAUCACAUCAAGUCAGCCACGGUCUGGGCGAUCGGCCAGAUAGGCCGCCACACCCCGGAGCACGCCAAGGCCGUGGCCACAGCCAACCUGCUGCCCAAGCUGCUGGAGCUCUACAUGGAUGCCAAAAGCUCCGAGGACCUGCAGGCCAAAAGUAAGAAGGCUUUGAAGAACAUCCUGCAGAAGUGCACCUACCAGCCGGGCCUGGAGUCGCUCCUCUACGACGCUCCGAGCAACAUCCUCAAACAUGUGCUCUGCCAGUUCAGCAAGUUGCUGCGUCAUGACAGCAAGGCCCGCCGUUUGUUUGUGACCAGUGGAGGGCUGAAGAAGGUGCAGGAAAUUGAGGCUGAGCCUGGCUCCGAGCUGCAGGAGUACAUCAACACCAUCAACAGCUGCUACCCUGAGGAGAUUGUCAGGUACUACUCCCCCGGCUACUCGGAUGCCUUGUUGGAGCGUUUGGAGAACUACCAGCCUGCCUGACAUCAGCUUGCAUCUCCCUCUGCCAUGCUGACCAUCUCCCCAUGUCAGAGUGGAAAUUUCACAAUGUCUCCGCCAUAAAUCUAUCUCUAGUUUCUUCAUGUCUUUUUAUUGCCUGCCUUCUCUUUUGUGCUGUGCUUCAUUGUCACCAGAUGCAUGUAAUGGGUAAGUGCAAGUAGAGCUUGUGUGGAGAACGAGCAGGUAGCAUCAUGGAUCUUAACUAGAUAUUGUGAGAAAGUACUUGAACCUGCUUGAACAUGAACAUUGUCAAGUCUUGUUUUUGUAUAGGAAAUUUACCAAAUGCCUUAUUUAUGUAGAAAAUUUUAAACAGUAUAUUUUAA